UGGAAAGGCUGCAGGCGCGGUAAUGGCCAACCACCGGAUGCAGGGUGCAAAUGGAUGGGUGGAGUGAUCGACGGCAGAGGCCACACGUAAAUAUCAUGGUGUCCUACCUUGCCAGUGUCGUUUUUUGGAAGUCGGAGUGCUUAGUCAGAAGGGAGAAGGGGGCGGCGGCAUAUCAUGCAAUCUUAUCAAAGGCGAUCAAAGAGAUUGGGGAGAAGUCUGUUGUUGGCGUCAUAAUGGACAAUGCGCCGGUAUGUGGAACUGCAGGGAGGAUGGUGGAGGCGGAGUUCAAAGGUGUUUUCAGUGUCCCCUGCACGGCUCACAGCAUUGAUCUCAUCUUGCACGACAUCGGGAAGAUCGCAUGGGUCGACGCUGUUAUGAAGAAGGUUGUGGCGGUUACAAAAUUCUUUACGAACCAUCAGAAGAGGGAGGAGAUUGAAGAAGCAGUCAUGCGCAGAUGGAACACCAUGACCAGCCCUUUGCAUUGCGCAUCAUUGUUUCUGGACCCGGAGUACAGGGGAACUAACCCGCAGCACGACAAUGAAAUUAUGGCGGGGUUCUGGACAUGGGUGUACAGCUGGUGCGAAGAGAAGGAUUGGCCGAAGGUGGAAGUGGAUUUCAACAACGGGAUUGACAAGAAGGGAGCCUUCGGCACACUCAAAGCGUUCGAUGCAGCAAGGGAUGAGCAGCCGGGAAGAUGGUGGAGGCGCUGGUGUUAUGAGUUGCGUCUGCUGCAGCCGCAGGCUAUCCGCUUGCUCGGGCAAGCGAGUUCCACAUCAGGCUGCGAACGGAACUGGAGUCUCUUUGAAGCCAUCCAUUCGCGGCCUCGAAAUUGUCUUGGUGCAGAGACACUGAAAACUCUGGUAUUUAACCGCUGGAAUCUGCAUCUGCUGAAAAACAUUCAUCAAAUGCCACGGGAGAAAGACGGCCGCAUCGAAUGGAUGGAAACCCCGUCAGAGAAGGACGUGACAGCGGUCGCAAGGGAGCGGUCAGACGAAUGGAGGGGCAAGGUGGGGACGGGGGAGGACAUGAACGCGGUCGACAACAAAUGGGAAGAUGAUGAUGCCCCUUUAGUGCCUAGGAGAGAGGAAUGCGGCAGUGAUGAGGAAGUGCCCGAAGAGGAAGGCGACCAGAGCAGCGAAGUUCCUCGCGGAGAAAAUGUCUACACAAUUGCCAACUCCAACGAUCAUGAGUCACGAACAUGCAGUGAGUCAGUGACUCAUCGCAAGGAUGCAGGGCGUCCUCCUUUGCCUGUGAACCCAGCUCCCAAACAACGGCGCGGCAGGCCCAACAAUGCUGAAAAGGCUGCAAGGGAGAAAGUUGCACAGGCCGCCCGUGAAUCUCAAGGCAAUGGAGGAGAAGGGGGCGGGGUGGGUGCAGAGGAUGAUGAUGCCUCCUCGAAAUACAGCAGUGAUUAGAGUGCGCCUUUGGCGGUGAAAUGCCAGAGGGGCAAAGAAACACACACGGAGAGAGAGAGAUAGAGAGAGAGAGAGAGAGAGAGAGAGAGAGAGAGAGAGAGAGAGAGAGAGAGAGAGAGAGAGAGAGAGAACUGGGUAUUCCACUAUGAACUGCGAACUGCUAAAGUCUUAAACUUUAGCAAAAAAUAAUUUAACACCUUGAAUAAAUUUUAUUACAAAGU
Chara braunii is the source of this 1636-nucleotide messenger RNA. NCBI's taxonomy places the organism in Eukaryota, Viridiplantae, Streptophyta, Charophyceae, Charales, Characeae. The record is from the annotation of a GenBank genome assembly.